This is a messenger RNA of Centropristis striata (black sea bass), 2037 nucleotides long. RefSeq names its product calcium channel, voltage-dependent, gamma subunit 8a (gene cacng8a). Lineage: Eukaryota; Metazoa; Chordata; Actinopteri; Perciformes; Serranidae. Gene Ontology annotation, molecular function: voltage-gated calcium channel activity; channel regulator activity. The coding region runs from base 625 to 1995 and encodes 456 amino acids. Gene Ontology annotation, biological process: postsynaptic neurotransmitter receptor diffusion trapping; neurotransmitter receptor internalization; transmission of nerve impulse. Gene Ontology annotation, cellular component: postsynaptic density membrane; AMPA glutamate receptor complex. The record is from RefSeq and is a predicted model, not a curated record. The transcript is spliced from 6 exons.
UCCACCUGCACCAGCACCGGCUGCAAAAGUUGCUCUUGCAAAGGUAAGCUCCUAACUGAUCAAAAUAUUUCUGCUUUUCUAAUAAACCGAUCGUUUAUAUCUCGUGCAUUAACGACGUGACAGCGCUGUAUAGGCACGCGCAGCGAGGCUCGCGCCACAUGUACAUCCAGCUGCAUGUACACAUCGUGCUCGUGAUGCAACCAGCUGGGAGCGACCGCGCAGCGCGUUCAAUUUGCAUUUGUGUUCAUUUUUUAAAAAGUGUUUUUCUGUUUUAAAAACUGCUUUUAUUAAAGAAAGCUGCAGAGUGAAGAAGACUUGCAAGUAGCUAAGAUGACUGCCAUGACAAUUCAAUGAGAGGAGAGGACGCCAAGUGAAGUAUCCCCCUGCUCGCUGGAGAGGAGAGAAGGAGUGCUCAAGGUACAGAGAGGUGAGAGAGAAGAAGAAGAAGAAGAAGAAGAAGAGGAAAGGAAGAAAGAAAGAAACAAAAAGGGAAAAGACAAGAGGGAGAAGCAGAGGAGUGAAAGAGAAGGAUAAACGGUGGAUGGAGGCGGCUCGGACCGGGGCUACGGAGCGCUCUUCACCGACGAAGAAGGAGAAGAUCAGCAGCAGCGGGGGGGAGAAGAGAUGGAGGCGAAAGGCAGAAACAUGCCCUCAGAUAUCAGCUUCCUGCCUCGCCCGGCUCUGGUUUGGUGCGAGCGGGGCAUCCAGGUGCUUCUGACCACCAUGGGGGCGUUCGCGGCCUUCGCCCUGAUGACGGUGGCGAUCGGGACGGACUACUGGCUCUACGCCCGCGCCUUCAUCUGCAACAGCACGGCCAACUCGUCCCAGGACGAGUCCAACAACAAGGACAAGAAGGACCCCGGAGCGCUCACACACUCUGGUCUCUGGAGGAUCUGCUGCCUGGAAGGCUUGAAGCGAGGUGUGUGUUCCCAGAUCAAUCAUUUCCCAGACGACGCAGACUACGACCAAGAUUCUGCAGAGUAUCUGCUGCGUGUGGUGCGAGCCUCCAGCAUCUUCCCCAUCCUCAGCGCCAUCCUGCUCCUGCUGGGCGGAGUGUGUGUCGCUUCCAGUGGCUUCUACAAGAGCAAAAGAAACAUCAUUCUCGGUGGAGGGAUUCUCUUUGUCGCUGCAGGCCUCAGCAACAUCAUCGGAGUGAUCGUGUACAUCUCCGCCGCGCUGAGCGACAUCUCCCCGAAGAAAGACGAGGACAAGAAGUGGCACUACUCCUACGGCUGGUCCUUCUACUUCGGCGGCCUGUCCUUCAUCCUGGCCGAGAUGGUCGGCGUCCUCGCCGUCAACAUCUACAUCGAGAAGAACAAGGAGCUGCGCUGCCGCUCCCGCACCGACCUCUUCAAGAGCACCACGCACGCCAUGCUGCGGCUGCCCAGCUACCGCUUCCGCCGGCGCUCUCGCUCCAGCUCGCGCUCCACCGACCCGCCUCGCUCGCCAGAGACCUCGCCCAUCGGCACCUCCAAGACGUUCAGCCUGCCGCCCUCGGCCCCGCCCUUCUCCGUGGCAACCCUGCCCAACCCGCACCACACCAGCAGCGGCGGAGGGAGCGGAGGAGGCGGCGACAUCUCCAUGUACACGCUGACGAGGGACUCCAAGCUGGGCAGCCUGGGCGGCGGCGCCCCGCCGCUCUACGGCACGGUGGACCGCGCCACGCUCUACCAGCUCCACAACUACUUCCCCAAAGACGGCAGCGGCGGAGGAGGAGGCGGGGGAGGGGGAGGAGGAGGAGGAGGAGCGGUGAUAAGCAGCGGCACGCUCCCGUCUCACUCCAAGUCCAACUUGGCGGCAGCGGCGGCCGUGGCCCAGAACGCGGCGCCGCUGAACACGUCCACGUCCGCCGUCACACCAGCCGCGCCCGCUCCGAUAUCCACGGCAACCAUGGAGCGGGACAGGGGCAACAUGGGCACCCUGGACCGGCUGACGGCCAAAAGGGACCGGGACAGCAACUCAGAUACACUCAACAGGAAAACCACGCCAGUUUAGAAGUAAAACCUCAGAGUAGAAAAAGAGACGUUAGAUAUUUGA